ACUUGAAUUCAUUUUGUUUUUGUUUCAAUUUUCAACAAUUAAAGUGAUUAACAUUUUGGACCAAUUGAUUAAACACUAAUUAACAAAAUGAAUUUGGAAUCGCUUUUGUUUGCAUUCGCAAUCGCUGACACUGGAUGUUUACUUUUUCUCUCUAUUUAUUUUAUUAUUACCCUUUCAGAUUUGGAAUGUGAUUAUAUCAACGCUCGCGAUUGUUGUAAUAAACUUAAUCCACUUGUUAAAUUAGAAAUAUUCGGUCAUGGGAUCAUAACAAUUGCUCUUCUUUUGACCGGUCAUUGGAUUUUGUUCAUUUUCAAUGCUCCUUUAACCUUGUGGAUGAUUUACAGAUACUGUUCAGUGCCACAAGGAAACAUGGGACUUUUUGAUCCAACGGAAAUUUAUCACCGAGGGAACUUGAAACAGUACACAACUCAUUCCAUUGUUCAUCUUUGUUUUCAAUUGGUUCACUUUUUCAUUUACCUUUAUUGUUUAAUUAUUUCUCUACUUACAAGUAGCUGAAUCACUUAAAGUGAAAUCAUUUUUUUUUUCUUUCCAAUUUGUGAUUUAAUCUACACAAAUCAUUCCCGAUUUCUACUCAGAAAACAAUCUUAUUCUAUUCGCUAAAAGAACCAAAUCCAAUAAUCCAACUGUAAAUACUCAAGAGAGAUCGCAAAUUUCCAAGAUCUUAAGAAGCGAGUGAGAAAAAAAAGAUGAUUACAAAGUUAAUUAUCGAUAAAUCAUAAAAAAAUUAACCCCAAUCAACCAGAAUGGCUUCUGUUUAACCCAAUUGCAAACUCACAAUCAAUUAAUCAUCUAUUUCUACAUUUGAAUUUAACCAUUUUCUCGUUACUUUAUCAACGUUUUAUUUUUACCAAUAGUCAUUAAUUUACAAUAAUUUAUAAUCGAAACCACGGUAACAAUUAAUUUGUAAUAUAAUAAGAGUAAAAUCAAAGUGAUCAAAUUAUUAAAAUCAUUUAUUUAAAUUAA
Molecule: messenger RNA, 984 nt
Organism: Panonychus citri (citrus red mite)
Lineage: Eukaryota; Metazoa; Arthropoda; Arachnida; Trombidiformes; Tetranychidae
Gene: cnir
Product: protein cornichon homolog 4-like
Exons: 3
Coding region: 88-516 (142 amino acids)
Biological process (GO): endoplasmic reticulum to Golgi vesicle-mediated transport
Cellular component (GO): COPII-coated ER to Golgi transport vesicle; endoplasmic reticulum membrane
Source: RefSeq, a predicted model, not a curated record